AUGAUGCCAUACAACGCGCCAUGUUCUCCGGAUGUUGGCAAAAUCAUUCUUGUUGCAAUGGCUGGCGAGCAUCGAACACAAAUUCGAGAUGAUCAAUCAACGAGAGCUCAAUUGACCCAUAACACUCGAAUUCAUCAACAUCUAUCUAUUGUAUUAUAUGAAGAUACCGUCUAUUUGCUACGCAUCCAAUUGGAAUGCACUGGAUCACGAAACAAAGAAUCAGCUGAGAACAACUGUAACCUUCCUCAUGAUGUGGCUGCCUGGAUUGAUCUAAACGAUGAUGGUCAAUUUACUGGUACAGAAAAUGCUGCUCCUUAUCGCUGGCCGCUUGCUAGUUAUGUACCACAAGGCAUAUAUGAUCUACAAAUCUAUGCACCCAAUAUCGAUGGAACAAAGACGAAAAGUGGACCACAUCGUAUGCGUCUUGAUGUAACAUUAAAUGAACAGUAUCGUCAAAAAUGUGGCAAAAAUUAUUACAGGGAAACACGAGAGUAUAAUGUUACCAUUGUUAAAAAAAACAUGAAACAAACAGUUGAUAUUGGAGGUCCAUAUUUGGCAUUAAGUGAUUCAGUAUGUUCUAAAACCAAUAGCAAAAUUGUACUUGUUAUAAUGGCUGGUGAAAAAGGGACACACAUUCGAGAUGAUACACCAAUAAAUACUGCCGUCAGAGAGGAUCAAAAUCGACACCAUUUGGCUGUUACAUUAUUUGACAAUACCAUCUAUCGAAUACGUAUUCAAUUGGAUUGUGACCAACGCUCAAGUAGAGCUUCGUUUAAGAUCCAGUGUAAUCUUGCUUACGAUGUGAAUGUCUAUAUUGAUCUAAAUAACGACGGCAGAUUUGAUGAAUCAGAAAGUCGUGUUCCUCAUCGGUGGCCACUACGCAGUACAAUGACAAUCGGUAUUUAUGAUUUGGAAAUUCCUGUACCAAGUAUCGAUGCAGUUACUACGAAAAGUGGAUCACAUAUUAUGCGUGUUGUUGUAAAAUCAAGUGACGAAUAUAACAGAAAAUGUGGCAAAUCUGACUACAGCGAAACACGAGAGUACACAGUCAACAUCAUUCCGAAAGAAACAUACCGUGGCGGUAACACAUAUGACGACCGUAAUACAUAUCGUGGCGGCAACACAUAUGACGACCGUAAUACAUAUGGCAACGGUAAUACAUAUGACGACGGUAAUAGAUAUAGUGGAGAUAAUACAGUUUAUGUUUUAUUACAAUAUCCUGCAUCGUUUCUUUUAGGUUACAGAGUCACGCAUUGUUCACCAGGCAAUUUGGUAUGUUCAGUAGGCAAUAGUGCUAUUUUUUUGGUUAGUUUAUUAGGUGAGCAAAAUACACAAAUUCGGGAUGACAAGAAAACAUGUAGCUCAACAAAUAAUUAUAAUGAUCGAAGUAAUCUAGCUGUGACAUUAUUCGACAAUACAGCUUAUACUCUUCAUAUCGAACUGUCUUGUGUUCAACAAUCAGGCUAUGGUAAUACGUAUAGCCAAGAUCCGUAUGUAUUUGAAACAAACUGUCGUGGUGCUCGCUAUGUCGGUGUAUGGAUAGAUUUUAAUAAUGAUGGUACGUUUGAUCAAAAUACAGAGCAAAUGGUUCCUAACAGUUGGUAUAAAGAUGAUCCUCGUAUGACUCAAAAUGAUAUAAGUUUUACCAUUCCACAAAUUGAUGGUAGGUAUUAUUUAGACGGACAACAUCGAAUGCGUAUUGUUCUGACACAAGAUACAAGAAAUCGUAAGCCGUGUCAAAAUACUGGUUAUGGUGAAGUACGAGAUUAUACAGUACAAAUCAUACAGACACCUGCGUAUUAA
Molecule: messenger RNA, 1803 nt
Organism: Rotaria sp. Silwood2
Lineage: Eukaryota; Metazoa; Rotifera; Eurotatoria; Philodinida; Philodinidae
Source: the annotation of a GenBank genome assembly